AAUAAUAAAAGCGUCGGACGGAGGGCCGGUGAAUAGACCUAGGAGACGCAGCCCGCCGGAUCAAGAUUGGCUUUUACGGCGGAACCCAAGUCCUGAUUCGGGUUCUUUGGUGAAGAAUCGGAAGAGCAGAGAGAAGGCGGUGAGUGACGAUGGAACAGAAUGAAAAAGCAAAUAGAGCAAUUCACGACGGAGAAGAGCUACAAAAGAUAUGGAGUUGGGGAGCAGGAACUGACGGGCAGCUGGGCACUGGCAAGCUCGAAGACGAGCUCCUCCCUCAACUACUUCACCUUCCUUCUCUCACCUCUUCUGGACCCAUCUCUCUUCUUGCCUGUGGCGGCGCUCACGUGAUCGCCUUGUCCUCCGGUGGGAGGGUGCUGACUUGGGGAAGGGGUACGUCUGGUCAACUUGGCCAUGGGGAAAUGGUUAAUAGCUUGUAUCCUAUGCCUGUCACUUCUUUGCAAGACUACUUUAUUACCCAUGUUUCUGCCGGCUGGAGCCACUCUGGUUUUGUUUCAGAUAGUGGGUGCCUUUUUACUUGUGGAGAUGGCUCCUUUGGUCAGCUUGGGCAUGGCGAACAUCGCUCACAUUGCUCUCCUGUAAGAGUCUCAUACUUCUUGAAUGAGCGUGUUAAACAAAUGGCAUGUGGCAUGCGCCACUCGCUCGUCUUGUUGGAAGGAUCUCAAGUUUAUGCAUUUGGGUCCGGGAAGCGUGGUCAACUAGGUAUCUCCAUGAAUAGGAUUAAAUCUGUCAGUCUUCCUGAAAUAACUCAUGGAUUGGAACAUGUGAAAAUUAUUAGCAUAGCUGCAAGUGGAGAUCAUAGUGCAGCAUUAUCUGUUGAUGGGCAUCUUUACAAUUGGGGAAGAGGGUUCAGUGGCUCUCCAGAUUCUCACUUUCCUCAAUUUUCUUCUUCAUCUUUCAUGUUUACUAGAGCCGCUCUUGGAUGGAACCAUGCAUUAGCAUUAACUGGUGAUGCAGAAGUUUUUAUGCUUGGUGGCAACUACCAUGGAGUCCUUGGUGACCUUGAAAAAAUGAGACCAGCAAACCAGUUACCUGAUUCAAGGGAAGCUAUUCUGGAGAAAGUAGCUGGUCUUGAUGGGGUAAAAAUUCUGCAGAUUGCAGCUGGAGCUGAGCACUCUGCUGUGGUAACAGAGAAUGGAGAAAUAAAAACAUGGGGCUGGGGUGAACAUGGCCAACUUGGCUUGGGGAAUACUUGUGAUCAAACUAGCCCUCAGGCAGUGAGUCUGAGCGGCAAUACCAACAGAGCUGCGAGCUUCAAAGUUUAUUGUGGAAGUGGGUUUACAUUUGCCAUAAUGCAUCCCUGCAACCUGUCCUAAACCUGAUAUAACCAUGUAUGUCGGGGAAGCUGCCCCUUUUAGUGGUAAGCCCAUGUCUUUCAUGGUGAUUGGUUGAAGUAAAUGGUCCCCACAUCAUAAUCAUCGUUCUUAUAUGGUGUUGUUUUUUGUACAUCAUAUGAACACUUAGGUUGUAGACAUCAAAUGUACAGCCAAUGCAUGAUGCUUAUGCAUUGCGUGCUUAGUAUGCUAAUUUUUGCCUUA
Juglans microcarpa x Juglans regia is the source of this 1556-nucleotide messenger RNA. Its product is annotated as ultraviolet-B receptor UVR8. The record is from RefSeq and is a predicted model, not a curated record. Lineage: Eukaryota; Viridiplantae; Streptophyta; Magnoliopsida; Fagales; Juglandaceae. The coding region runs from base 150 to 1334 and encodes 394 amino acids. The transcript has 8 exons.